AUGAUUCGCGAGUUCACAACCGCAACUCUUCCCACUUCUCAAAGGCGAUCAAUUCGACUAUUAUAUACAAUAAAAGUGCUACACGAUGAAUCCUUUUCGAGUUCUGCGAAAAAUUACAUACUAAAGCCUAAUGGCACAAUAAAAAACAGAUUUGCCUCAACAAGGAGGAAAUCCUUCCAAAAAUGCGGCACUCGGAGCAGCAAGAUAGGUUGUUUUUGGUCCGCUCCUGGAUCAUACCUUAAAGAAGGGUGCCCCGACAAUCUCAAUCUUGAGUAA
Dovyalis caffra is the source of this 276-nucleotide messenger RNA. The record is from the annotation of a GenBank genome assembly. NCBI's taxonomy places the organism in Eukaryota, Viridiplantae, Streptophyta, Magnoliopsida, Malpighiales, Salicaceae.